This is a messenger RNA of Saccharomycopsis crataegensis, 1734 nucleotides long. RefSeq names its product SCF ubiquitin ligase complex subunit SAF1 (gene SAF1). Gene Ontology annotation, molecular function: guanyl-nucleotide exchange factor activity. NCBI's taxonomy places the organism in Eukaryota, Fungi, Ascomycota, Saccharomycetes, Ascoideales, Saccharomycopsidaceae. The transcript has a single exon. The record is from RefSeq and is a predicted model, not a curated record. Gene Ontology annotation, cellular component: cytoplasm. Bases 1 to 1734 code for a protein of 577 amino acids.
AUGACUUCUAACAUAUUAUCCCUAGGGGAGGAUAUUAUCAUGCGUCAUCUUCUUCCUCAAUUGGACUACGAUGACAUUGUACAACUUUCCAAGGUCCCAAAUCAUGAUUUGCACCAGAUGUUACAAUCUUCGUAUUUUUACCAGGUACUCUUCCAGAAACAGUUUGGAGAUGAUAGUGCCACUCCAUGGCUAUCGUCAACUGCCAAUUGGCAUGAAUUGUACAAGCUCCGGUUAUCAUCCCAUCUUUAUACCUGGGGUGAUAACGAGCGAGGAAGAUUGGGCCAUACUAGACAAGAUUUACAAGCACCAAGGUUUGGAAGGUUUUAUGUUCUGACUCCAACAGAAGUGAAAAGUUUUCUUAGUGGUGAUAUAACUGAUAGUCAUGACAUCACCAUGGUUGAUGUUUGUGCCGGGGGUUUCACCUUUCAUGUGUUGACGGGGGAGAACAACAUCUUCACCAUUGGGUACCAAUUGGAAAAAGACCCCGGAACUUAUCCGCGUGAACCAGAUUAUAAUCCAUUAAUUGAGUUCUACAGAAGACAAGAAAAUCGGAUCCCACGUUUUGGAGGUCAUUAUGUUAGAAGAGGACCUGUAAACAUCCGUUCCUUCCCACCGCAAUCAUCUGAACCACAUGAUACUAAUCCUUGGGGGCAAAUACCAGCAAACGAAUUCUAUUCCCCAGCAGCCUUAGCGGAGAUCGAGCUUAUGAAGCUGAAAAAGCCGACAAUCAAAUUAUGUGAACUUCCAAGAACUCCAAAAACUAAAAACACCAAGAUCAUUGGGAUUAGCAGUGGCAGAACCCAAUUUAUUGCCUUAGAUAACCGCAAUCAGAUCUGGACUUGGGACACCGGCGAUCAAGAAUUCGGGAUCAGACUUAAGUUUAUCAACCCAACCACCAAAAAAUCAAUCAUCAAGGAUUCCAACAUUAAUCGCAUCACGAAAAUCUCUGCUGGAUGGGGGAUUUCCUCGUGUUUUGUGUUCGGAGUAGGUAUUGUGCUUUGGAACACUAGAGAUCCGAUCAAAAAAGAAGACUCGCCAGAUAUUGCCCUAAAUGCCAAUUAUAGAGUGAUCAGUGGCACAGGAGAAACUCAUAAUGAUCGCCAAGUAGUUGAUUAUUUCAUUGGUGACGGAUUUUUAUUAUACAUCACUUCCACAGGGAAAUUGUAUCGUAUGGACAUUUCCCCUGAGAUGUUUGAUUCAACAAUACAACCUCAACCAUUCGAAGUGUUAUCAUUCAAUGAACAUUUAUCGAAAACAACUUUGAAAUCAGGUACCGGUUGUCGGUUUGUGAAGAUCUCUGGAACUUUUUGUAAUUUUGCGGUAUUCACCAACGAUGAUCAAGUGCUCAUUGGGGAUCGAGAUUCCAUCAACUACGACCAAUUUGAUUUCGAAAAUCGUACCUGCUCUACAAAAAGCAAACCACAAAUCUUACCGGAAUUACAAUACCAAAAGUGUAUCAAUAUCAGUAUGGGUGACUAUCAUUUCAUGGCUCUUUUCAAAGAUGGGUCAAUGGCUAGUUGGGGUCUUGAGAGUCAAUCUUGUGGAAGUUUGGGAUUAGGUAAUUGUGAAGAGAUUAAUGAGAAAUUCGGGCCAAAUACUGCUGUCAUGGAAGGUAAUUGGAGAGACAUGCGGGUCACUAAACCUCAAAGAAUUUCUUUGCCAAAUAAUAAAGUGGCUUUGGCAAUUGCUGCUUCUGGUUGGCAUUCAUCAGCAAUCAUCGCUACAAAGAAAUAA